AGCGAAUCUUGCCGCGUGUGUCGGUGCCACAACAAUGUUCUUUGGAGGAGGUAGAAACAGACAAGACAACCCGUUUGGAAUCAACUUUGGGUUUGGUGGCCACUCGUAUCCCCAGCGAUUCGACGAGCACUAUCGCGUAUAUCCCGUAUCUUUCUGCGACAAGGCCCACUUGGAGGACGGGGACAAGAUUUUGUUGCCGCCGUCGGCCCUCGAAACGUUAGCACAAAUGCACGUGGAGUACCCCAUGCUCUUCAAAAUCACGAACGAAGCAGUCAACCGCAGCUCCCACUGCGGUGUGUUGGAGUUUAGUGCUCCGGAAGGUAGCUGCUACAUGCCGUAUUGGAUGAUGCAAAACAUGUUUUUGAACGAAGGUGGCAUCAUCAACAUCCAAAAUGUGACGUUGCCCAAGGCCAGCUUUGCCAAAAUUCGCCCGCAGUCCACCGAUUUCCACGACAUUACAAACCCCCGAGCGGUGUUGGAAGCCACGCUGCGCAAGUUUUCAUGCAUGACAGUUGGCGACACCAUUUCCAUCACGUACAACAACCGUAACUACCUCUUUGACGUCCGUGAGCUGCGUCCCGCCGACGCCGUGUGCAUUAUCGAGACGGAUUGUGAGCUCGAUUUCGACGCGCCGGUUGACUACGUGCCACCAGUGGCUCCCGCGGCGCCGGCAGUCGCCGCACCCAUUCCGGAUUUGCCGUAUGGAGGGGUCCCCACGGUGAAAAGCCAAGAUAUCAAGGUUACAAAACCCGUCGGAACGGGCUUGGGAGGACUCGGUGGCUUGCGACUCAAGCCAGGGUCCAACACUGAUGCAGAAGCCCUGCGUGCAGCUCGACUUCGCAAGUACGAAGCUUUCCACGGCACGGGCGUCUCCGUCACUGGCGUGACGUCCUCCACUCCAUCCAUGGCUGCCGCAGCACCCCCCAUCCCUCCGCAGGAGUCGAAACCAGAGGUGAAGCCACCUGUCGCUCCGUUCCAAGGCCCUGGUCGGCGCCUGCGAUAGAUUGGCGACGAAAUGGAGCAAUUGAAUAAAGCGAUUCAAUUGGCU
Molecule: messenger RNA, 1048 nt
Organism: Aphanomyces invadans
Lineage: Eukaryota; Oomycota; Saprolegniomycetes; Saprolegniales; Verrucalvaceae
Exons: 8
Coding region: 35-1003 (322 amino acids)
Cellular component (GO): VCP-NPL4-UFD1 AAA ATPase complex
Molecular function (GO): polyubiquitin modification-dependent protein binding
Source: RefSeq, a predicted model, not a curated record